ACGGAGAAGUGACGUGAAGUGACGGAGAAUUUAAGGCCAGCGCCAGGUGGAGGAAAUAAAAAAGAUUUUAAUUUAAAUUCAAACUAGGCUGCUACACAUAAAAUUAGUUUUCUUCCGAUUAUAAAAUUUAUUAAAGAUUAUAAUGAAAACACAUCGAAUUUUAGAACUUUACAGUGGUAUAGGAGGAAUGCAUUGUGCUUGGAAUGAAUCCAGUUUACCAGGUGAAAUAGUAACAGCAGUGGAUAUCAACACAGUGGCUAAUGAAGUCUAUAAAUAUAAUUUUCCUGAUACACAUCUGAUAAAUAGGAAUAUUCAGUCACUGACUGGAACUGAGAUCAAGAGUUACAAUGUCAAUACUAUUUUAAUGUCUCCACCAUGUCAGCCUUUCACAAGAAAUGGAAAAUACUUAGAUGAUAAUGAUCCAAGAACCAAUUCGUUUUUAUACAUUAUUGACAUUCUACAUGAACUAGACAAUAUUGAAUAUAUUUUGAUGGAGAAUGUAAAGGGUUUUGAGUGCUCCACUGUGAGAAAUCUAUUUAUUGAAAAACUGGAAGAAACAAAUUUUAUAUAUCAAGAAUUUCUCUUAUGUCCAUCUACCAUUGGUAUACCUAAUUCACGACUGAGAUAUUAUUGUAUUGCAAGAAGGACAAAAGCACCUUGGAAUUUCAAUAGGAAAAGUGAAAUUAUACACAUACUCCCAAAGGAUUUUGAGAAACCAUACAAAUUAGAAGAUAUAUUGGAAACUAAUGUACCUGAAAAGUUCUUAGUAAAUGAUAAAUUAUUAAGAAGGGGAAAUGUAUUUGAUAUUUGUCACAAAGGAUCUAGCAGAUCCUGCUGUUUCACAAAAGCAUACUCCCAUUAUGUUGAAGGCACUGGUUCAAUUUAUACUGAUGAAAGUCAACAAAAAGUGGACAGUUGUUUCAAAGCUGCAAACAGGCAUGAAUCUGGAAGUGAGGCAUUUGUGCAAUGUUUGAAAGAAUUAAAAUUACGCUUUUUUACUCCUAAAGAAGUUUUAUCUUUGAUGGCCUUUCCGAAAUAUUAUUUGUUCCCUGAUAAUAUCACUACAAAACAAUGUUACAGGUUAUUAGGGAACAGUGUCAAUGUUAAGGUUAUAACAGAGUUAUUAAAAAUACUAUAUGAUUAAUAAAUAUGUUUUAU
Amyelois transitella is the source of this 1158-nucleotide messenger RNA. RefSeq names its product tRNA (cytosine(38)-C(5))-methyltransferase (gene Mt2). Bases 143 to 1144 code for a protein of 333 amino acids. NCBI's taxonomy places the organism in Eukaryota, Metazoa, Arthropoda, Insecta, Lepidoptera, Pyralidae. The record is from RefSeq and is a predicted model, not a curated record. The transcript is spliced from 3 exons. Gene Ontology annotation, molecular function: methyltransferase activity.